Messenger RNA from Pediculus humanus corporis (human body louse), 321 nucleotides. RefSeq names its product Cytochrome b5, putative. Bases 1 to 321 code for a protein of 106 amino acids. The record is from RefSeq and is a predicted model, not a curated record. The transcript is spliced from 3 exons. Gene Ontology annotation, cellular component: membrane; intracellular membrane-bounded organelle. Gene Ontology annotation, molecular function: heme binding. Lineage: Eukaryota; Metazoa; Arthropoda; Insecta; Psocodea; Pediculidae.
AUGGAAGAAAAACCAGUUAAACUUUUUACAAGAAAUGAUGUUAGUAAGAGUAAAAACAGUAAAUCUACUCAAAUAAUUAUACAUAAUAUUGUUUAUGAUGUAACUGAGUUUUUAAAUGAGCACCCUGGGGGUGAAGAAGUACUCUUAGAUCAUGCAGGAAAAGAUGCAACAGAGGCUUUCGAAGAUGUAGGUCAUUCGAGGGAUGCCAGAGAUAUGAUGAGUAAAUACAAAAUUGGGGAACUUAAUGAGGAAGAAAAAGUAAAAACGACCGAAAAAACAAUUAGGGAUUGGGUAGAGAAAAAAAAUGACGAUCAUAGGUAA